Paramecium tetraurelia is the source of this 1518-nucleotide messenger RNA. RefSeq lists its product as uncharacterized. NCBI's taxonomy places the organism in Eukaryota, Ciliophora, Oligohymenophorea, Peniculida, Parameciidae. The transcript has 8 exons. The record is from RefSeq and is a predicted model, not a curated record.
AUGGAAAGGUCAGUAUUAGUAGAAAUGCAACUUAAAGAAGCACUAGAAAGAGAAGCUAACUUAAAAAAGCUUAAUGAGUCCUUAAUGAAAGCUAUGGGUGAUAUAUCUAGUCAUGACAGAGGAAAAGAAAUACAAUUAUUAAAUUAACUACAUGAGUAAGAAAUUUCCAAACUAAAGUCUGUUCUUAAUGAAAAGAUUACCAUUCUGGAAUACGAAUUUCGAAACAAAUGCAAAGAAUUUAGUAAUUUAGAAAAAAAUUACAACCAAUUGAAUCUAGAUUAUGAAGAAUUAGAGAAGAAAGAACAAAAAUGCUAUAAAUGCGCUGACUUUUAACUUUAAAUUACAUAAAUUCUAAAAUAAAAUGAAAUUUUGAAAGAAGGAUUAGCUAGAGAAUUUUCAGAGGCUUUAAAUAAUUAAAAAUCUAUUUUAGAAUACGAUUCUAAUUGUUUAAAACUAAAGCUUAAAUAAACUACAUUUGAAUUAGAUUAAGAAUUGAGAGAAAAGGAAAAAUUAUAAAAAACAAUCCAAGAGUUGGGUUAUUCACAUGAAUAAGCAUAAAGAAGCUUAUUGUAAUAAAUUGCAGAUCUCAAUAGAGUACAUAAUGACACUAUCCUCCAAAAUAAUUAAUAUUAAAUCUCUUGUUAAGCUAGAGAACAAUCACAAGCAUAAAAGAUUUGCUAAUUGGAAUAGGAUAAAAUAAUUUUAGAAAAGCAUUUAUAAGAAUAAAAAGAUUAGAAUGCUAAAUUAGAAGGCUUGAUUAAAUAGUAGGAGUCACUAUUAAGGGAAAAGGAAAACAAAUUAAUUGAAUAAAGAAAUGAAUUAUCAAAAAAAUUAAUAAAUGAAAAGAAAAUUGCUGAACAAUGUUAAGCUGUGGCUUUGAAAUUAAAAAAUGAAUUUUAAAGGAAAUAAUCUAUAUUGAUUGAAGAAUCUUUAAAAAAAGAAUAGCAAUUAAAAUCAGUGUAAACUUAACUAACAAGAUAAAAGAGCAAAAAUAAAUAUUAUGAAAAUGCUCUUAGUUAAGUUAAUUUAUUAGAAAUUAAAAAUUCUACUCCCAAAUAAAUUAAGCAUAAAAAAAACAAUUUCUCUAAUGAUUUUCACACUUAGCAUUAACCAGGACAUACUAAAAAUGCUCUCAGUUAAGGCCAUGUGAACAAAAUCAAAAUAUUGCCUUCCUCAAUAUAGAAAAGUGAAGCAGAUUCUAUUCAUUUUAAUUUAACUGAUAUGUUAAAUUCUACAAGAAAUCCCGAUCAGUAAAAUCUUUCUUGUAGGCAAUCAAAUGAAGAUAUAGGGUCUCAUAUAGAAUAAUUUAAUUGUGCUGCAAAAUUUGUAUUUAUUAUUACAGAUUCUUAGGUCUAAACAAGCGAUGACUCCGUUAUCCCUAUUUAGUAGUUGACAGAUAGAUAGUUAUCUCCAAGAACAAGAAUCUAAACAGUUAAUCCUAAAGGACCCCCUUAAAGAAUAAGAUAAAUUCAUGCUGAUUUAUAUAAAGAAAAUAUAGUUGUAAGGCCUAAAGCAUGA